AUGGUCUACUGCAACCUUUGGGACUCCCAGCAGGGGACCCACGCCAAGAAGGCCCUUGCCCAACCAAUUUUCCUUGCUGGGCGGUCCUAUGCAAUCAGGCCUGCUGCGCAACACACCGGGGUUCCACUUUGCCACUGCUGCUGGAAGUGGGGCCACCCCACCGUCGCCUGUAAGGCGAAGCAACUCUCCUGCCCUAUCUGUUUGGGUCCGCAUGAGCAGAAGGAGCACCGUCAACAUGCGGGAUGUUGCAAGGGGAACACGAAAGCAAAGCCCCCUGUGCCACCCACCCCUCAUGACCAGCCCUGCCCCCACAAGGGCCGCUGCGUCAAUUGCCACAAGGACCAUGCCGCCAACUCGGCUUUGUGCAAGUUCUGGGCCCAUCGCUACGACCGUGAGUGGAUCAUGGCCGAGUAUCGUCAGACUAAUGUUGGGAAACCAGCAGGAUCUAAGUAG
Molecule: messenger RNA, 453 nt
Organism: Cyclocybe aegerita
Lineage: Eukaryota; Fungi; Basidiomycota; Agaricomycetes; Agaricales; Hemipholiotaceae
Source: the annotation of a GenBank genome assembly